Molecule: messenger RNA, 1004 nt
Organism: Nilaparvata lugens (brown planthopper)
Lineage: Eukaryota; Metazoa; Arthropoda; Insecta; Hemiptera; Delphacidae
Product: spermatogenesis-associated protein 7 homolog
Exons: 3
Coding region: 20-682 (220 amino acids)
Biological process (GO): microtubule cytoskeleton organization
Cellular component (GO): axoneme; ciliary basal body
Source: RefSeq, a predicted model, not a curated record
AUUAUUAACUGUAAGUUUAAUGCAACUCUGUAUUUUGAUUGAUUUGUUUCAGGAUUCAGCUUAUACGGAAGAAGGAGAUGGCAUGUGGUCGAGGGGGGACAGUCGUGGUGGCUCCCCUCAGAGCCCCACCAGCUGCUGGUCUAUGGAUGUUCGAUCUGCUGACGGUCCCUACAUAAGUUUUUUGAGGGCUAUUACAGAUGAAGUUCUUCGGAAAGGAAUAUUUACCAACAAGGCCUUGAAAAAGCUUUUCCGAGAGCACAUAGAGAAAAAUAUCCAUAGACUCGAUUUGAAAAGAAUGGAGGACGAGGUUGAAAAGCUGCAGAAUGAACUUGGCAUUCCAAAAGAAGAUAAUAUGAAUGAAACUGAUUUCGGUCUCGGCAGUGUAAAUCCUGAGUGGUUCGACUCUUCUAAAGAGAGUAAUUCAUCCAGCAAGGAUAAUGUUGCCGUAACCGAGUCACUCGAGCAACUCGUGCUCACAUCUGAGAAGGAAACCAGCGAAGAUCAAGAAGACGAAACGAGUGGCACAAAGAAACACCAGUCAUCGGAGAGCAGAGCGAAGAGCAGCGAUCACAGUGCAAACGUGUCUGCUAAGAAAUCACUCAAAGACAAUGACAACGACAGUAGCAUAGGUUGUGAAAUAAUGAGUGACUAUUCGGGCAGUGGAGAUGGUAAAUCAAGCUAGUCAAUAGUCGAUUCAAAGUUCAAACUAGUCAUAGUCAACAAAUUAAUUUGCUGACAAAAACGUUCAAUUACACGGAUUACAAGGUUGUAGUAUUAGCGCCCCUUGUUCUAACAGGGAAACGUCUUUCAUAUUGUUGAAAUAAUGAGAAAUUAUCAAUUACUAGAGUAGAAAUUGGAGAUGGAUUAAUUAUUUAUGGAAAAGUUAAGAGAAUAAGUGUAAACUGUGAUCAUAAAUGUUGUAUUUUGAAUGGUGUGAGUUCAAUCCGAUGUGCUUUAAUUUUAUCAUUUUUGAUGUUUGAUUAAAAAUAUAUUUCAUUUGAGAA